AUGUGUUCCAAUUUCUGGCCUUGCACCGACCAUCCAAUGGACCAUGGACUAAACGGCCACUGCCUGAAAGGACUAUGUCCAGGGGACCGCCGCCCCCCCCACAAGGUACAUCUCGCGCCUAUGGGCCGCUAUAACUAUCCAAGAAGACACUCGAAACUGGAAGGAGAAACAAACCCACCCGGUGGACUGCCGAGCGGAAAGUCCUACGACACAGGAGCGGGAUUCUCUAAAAAGCCAAGGUCGUGGGUGGCCAAGAGGGCCCACUUGGAGACUUGGGAUCUCAGCAGGAAAUGCGAAGGUUGCAACAAGCCGGCCGGCCAAAGAGAAUCAACUAGUUUAGUUCUGAUCUGA
Messenger RNA from Nicotiana tabacum (common tobacco), 351 nucleotides. Lineage: Eukaryota; Viridiplantae; Streptophyta; Magnoliopsida; Solanales; Solanaceae. The record is from the annotation of a RefSeq genome assembly.